AUGGACUCCGUCAAAGCCAAAGACGUCCCCCAAACUUCCAAAGACACCAAACCCAUGACCAGCGUCGAAGAAUACCAACGUCGAUGGGCACAACUCAUGGACGACACAGCCAAGCAGAUCCAAAAGAUUCGAGGUGCGCAAACCCGAUCCUCCCGAAACCCUGACAUGAAGAACAAGCCCGGAAGUCCAGCCCGGCCUCGAAUCGAUGAUAUCCGCGCGCCCUUGCGCGAACGGUUGAGAAAAGCCCUGCGGCUUUAA
Messenger RNA from Penicillium cataractarum, 258 nucleotides. RefSeq lists its product as uncharacterized. Lineage: Eukaryota; Fungi; Ascomycota; Eurotiomycetes; Eurotiales; Aspergillaceae. Bases 1 to 258 code for a protein of 85 amino acids. The transcript is spliced from 2 exons. The record is from RefSeq and is a predicted model, not a curated record.